This is a messenger RNA of Brassica oleracea var. oleracea, 1390 nucleotides long. Its product is annotated as protein trichome birefringence-like 3. Gene Ontology annotation, molecular function: O-acetyltransferase activity. The coding region runs from base 1 to 1299 and encodes 432 amino acids. NCBI's taxonomy places the organism in Eukaryota, Viridiplantae, Streptophyta, Magnoliopsida, Brassicales, Brassicaceae. The record is from RefSeq and is a predicted model, not a curated record. Gene Ontology annotation, cellular component: Golgi apparatus. The transcript is spliced from 5 exons.
AUGGGCUUCUUGACACCUAACAGAGGAGCACUGGGUGGAACCAAGAUUCCUCUAUCAAUCAUCGUUCUUGUUCUAUGUGGUUUUAUGUUCUUUGUUCUCUUAUACACCGAAAGAAUCAGCUUGAUGUCUUCCUCCUCUUCAAAUUUCCUCAGGUCAAAGUCUUGUCCGAGGAAAAACAUCAGCUCGAAACCUAAGGAGAAAGUUCGAGAGGAGAGAUCAGAAAAGAUGGAUGUUCUGGACGACAGGUUCGAAUUCGAUCCAGAAGAGUGUAAUGUUGCAGCAGGGAAAUGGGUUUACAAUAGCUCAGCGGAGCCACUCUACACGGAUGAAUCAUGUCCAUACAUCGACCGUCAAUUCUCUUGCAUGAAAAACGGAAGACCAGAAACUGAUUAUCUUCGGUGGGAAUGGCAGCCUGAUGACUGCACUAUCCCACGAUUUAAUCCGAAGUUAGCAAUGAACAAACUCAGAGGAAAAAGAUUGCUUUUUGUCGGAGAUUCUUUGCAACGAAGUCAAUGGGAGUCGUUCGUGUGUUUGGUGGAAUCAAUAAUACCCGAAGGAGAAAAAUCAAUGAAGCGUAGCAAAAAAUACUUUGUCUUCAAAGCAAAGGAAUACAAUGCGAGUAUAGAGUUUUACUGGGCACCGUUUAUCGUGGAAUCGAACACGGAUUUGCCUGUGAUUUUGGAUAUGAAGAAGAGGGUAGUAAAAGUGGAUUCAGUGGAAGAUCGAUCAAAGUAUUGGGAAGGAGCUGAUAUUCUAGUUUUCAACACAUAUGUUUGGUGGAUGAGUGGACUCAGAAUGAAAGCUUUGUGGGGUUCAUUUGGAAAUGGAGAGAGAGGUGCGGAGGCAUUAGACACACCAGUGGCUUACAGGUUAGGGCUCAAGACAUGGGCUAAUUGGGUUGACUCUACCGUUGACUCUAACAAGACCAAAGUCUUCUUCACUACCAUGUCCCCUACUCAUACUAGAAGUGCGGAUUGGGGGAAGCCAAACGGGACGAAGUGUUUCAACGAGACAGAGCCAGUAAAAGAUAAGAGGUUUUGGGGAACAGGGUCGAACAAGCAGAUGAUGAAAGUGGUGUCAAGCGUGGUGAAGCACAUGGCCACGCACGUGACUGUCAUUAACAUCACGCAGCUCUCGGAGUACCGCAUCGACGCACACACAUCGGUCUACACGGAGACAGGGGGAAAGGUGCUAACGGCUGAGCAGAGAGCUGAUCCAAUGGGUAACGCUGAUUGCAUACAUUGGUGCCUCCCUGGAUUGCCCGAUACGUGGAAUCGUAUCCUAUUGGCUCAUUUGUAAAAAAAGAUAAAAAAAAAAAAAAGCUAGGAAACAUGCAUGUACACGUACGUACUAAGGAUGGAUGAAACGGGAAAACCCAAGUCCUCUCCCA